UGAAGGCAUGAUCCGACAUAUGAAACUAGUGCAUGUGAAAUACCAAAGCUCAGUCGGAGCAUUUUCAUCCACUGUUGUAAUGUUCAUUUGUGUUUGAGUGUGUGUUGAGUAGUGUGACUAGAUCUGUGUGUGAGGAUCAUCAACAUGACGCAGUCGUGGGCUCCACUCAUCGCCGUUUACCUGUCCAUCAACCUGGCAGCCACUCAGCACCACAGGAAAGCUCUGUAUCCAUCUGCAUAUACGAUAAAACGUGGGACAUAUUCGCUGAUCAACCCCACGUUCCAGCAUUCGGUGGAGGAUGUCAACCUGCUUUUUGAGAUCCUGCUAGCUGGAAUGCAGAUCCGAGGUGGAGAACACACCAUGCUGAUCCCAGAUGAGGAGCUCGCCUCCCUGAGGAGCGUGGAGAAACUGGAGGUCAUCUGCGAGGAUGUCCUGCCAAAGAGGCUCUCCGACAUACGCCGCCUGACAGCAGAGCUCGCCCAGCGUCGGUAUUCUCUGAGCUGGCAGGACUUUGAGAGGACGGUGCUGACCCUGGUGUACACCACUCAGACCCUGGCUCGAGUAAGCAACCAACAGCAGAGAGAGGCGUGGACGGACGCUGUGAUCCAGCUGUUCAGAGCCAUUCAAAAGGAUCUCAGACCCUCCUAAGGAAGAAUCAAAAGAUGUAUUUUUUUUUAAAGCCCUUGGUCACCCUUUUAGUAUAUGAUGGUGUUACACAAUUCUGUCCAAUUCUUGACUUAAACUAGGACCUAGUUUUAUACAUACCCUACAUACUACAUACUUUCUACAUAGUACACUUCAGUAUAUACUAAUUGUUAUAGUAUGUUGUUUUUGUAACUCGAUUGAGUUAAGAUUUUUUUGUCAAGCUGUUUCUGAGGUCAUAGAUGAACUUUCAAACUCAAGAAACCAAGCCACUGUGCUAACAGAAAAUUAUACAAUACAUGAGCUGUCAUUCAAACUGCAACUGAAAGUCCACUGCUGAUUAUAAUUCACAAAGAAAAAGCAAAAUAUUUUUCCCAAGAAUUAAUCCUUUUUCUAACCCCAAUUGAUAUAAAUCAUCCGGUAUCUUGCUACGACAUUUGAUGCUUCCAUAUCCUAAUACCACUUUGUAUAUAUUGAGAUAUCCCACAAUCCCCACAACAUCUAGUACACCAACCCUUUCUAGUUGUUGGUGGUAGUAGUGUCUAAAAACCUGUUUUAGGACUGACAAUAAUUAACAGACACCCAGAUGUUGUUUCUUCUUGAGGAGACUAAAAUAUCUGACUGUAAAAAUGUGAAACAUCACAUCCAUUGAUCAAUGACUGAAAAAUGUAUUCCUUCUCUAAAUAUGUAAUCAGACAGAAACAAUUCAAGACAAUAGCACAUGUCGCUUUUAUGUAAAGUACAUUUAUGUUUUACACCAGAGAUGAAGACGGGAAACAGCUGGAUAGAGAGGGGUAUCACAUGCAGCAAAGGUAACGAGCUGAAUCAAAUUGGGGACUUUGGGCCUAACCACUGGGCCACUUGGACACCUCGAUUUAAUUGCUUUAUUGUAUUAUCUCUCCGAGCUCAUAAGUGUGCACGUGUUUUUCACUCUGUAAUGCAUCAGGUUUGAUCCUACUAAUUUCUUCAUUGUGGGAAAAUUAAAUAAAACCAGCAAAGCA
Molecule: messenger RNA, 1643 nt
Organism: Micropterus dolomieu (smallmouth bass)
Lineage: Eukaryota; Metazoa; Chordata; Actinopteri; Centrarchiformes; Centrarchidae
Product: protein FAM180A
Exons: 3
Coding region: 145-648 (167 amino acids)
Source: RefSeq, a predicted model, not a curated record